AUGAAGCCAUCUUCAUCGAAACAAAAUAAUCUGCUGAAUUUUUUCGCGAAAAGGAAUCCGCGAAAAGUAGAUGAUGAUUCUUGCGAAGUGCUUUUCGAAGGGCCACCCAAGAAGGCGACAAAAUGGGAUGAAUAUGUGCAGAAAAGUGGAGGGAACACAUCAACGGCAGAAGGUUGGGAGAAUCCGUGUAAUAUUCCGGUUGGCAGUAAGAGCAAUGAUACUUUGACGUGGGUUUUUUGAAUGAGGAAUUUGUGAAAAAAUAUUGUUUAGAGGGAAAAUAAUUUGUUUAAUAAUCAUCGUUUUUUUAGAAAACAAGCAUUGCUGGAAAAUGGUUUUGACGAAACAAUUGGAAACUUCAUAUAUUACCCGAUUGAUGAAAUUGUUCGACCUUUUGAACUCAAUCUGGUCCGAUGUGCUCUAUCUUCAAAUGUAUGUAUAGCUCUCCCAUCAACAGCUCCUUCUUCAACUCCGAGAAUUAUGUCAAUAACUGUGGCCAAUUUUUUGAAAUGGUUUCCCCGAUCUCGCGCACUUCUUCUAACUUAUUCCUCAACUUCUUCUGCAGAAUGGGUCGAAUCUUUGAAGCAUCUGGGAAUUGAAAGUUCAAUAAUUCCUUCUUCAUCGAAGAAAAAAGUGGAGCUGAAUCGAGUUAUUAUUUCUGCGAAUCCACAAGCUGUCAAGAAAUUUGUGGAUGCUGAAAAAGAGGUUUCGGAAGAUAUUCGAAUUUUGAUUUUAGAAUUGAAGGCGAACGAGUGUUGUAAUAAAUAUAAACCGCUAAUGAAUGAGUUGUUGGUUAGAGAUGUGAGUUUUUUUACAGGGAAGAGGGUAUUUUUUAUGAUGAACACAGUUGGCAAUAGCAGUAUUUUCUUGA
Molecule: messenger RNA, 868 nt
Organism: Caenorhabditis angaria
Lineage: Eukaryota; Metazoa; Nematoda; Chromadorea; Rhabditida; Rhabditidae
Source: the annotation of a GenBank genome assembly